AUGCGUCCCAGCUUCGAGUUCAGCUCAAUGGAUUAUCCGGAGAGCACUUCCAUUGCAGAAGAUGAAGACCGCUUCGACGCUUUAGCACUCCCAGAACCAGGCAGCUGGAGCUCAAUCCAGCCGGAAUGGAGAAGUGGUUCACCCGAUGUUGGAGCCGACGGACUGGGAGACGGAUCACCGUACUUGCAAAGGGACAAUGGCGCGCGUUUCCAACACCAGACCCCUCCUGACGUUUUUGACGCCAGAGGACUGCCGUGCCUCAUUCGCCUAUCCCCUCCUCGGACCUCGUCGGCGGUUUUUGGAACUCUUUUCGAGCGUCGAGAUCCCUGGAAGACAGUUGGACAGAUACUUGGUGUAGAGCCCUCGAGCGAUCAGGACAACGGAGUUGAAGAAAUCGAAAGCGAGCCGGAAAUAUCGAGCUUAUGUGCAGCGAAGGGCAGCAAUAUGGAGGGCAGCGCAGGUCACGUCGGCAUCCAGUCAAGCAGAGCUCACUCGUCAGAAUGGUCCCGCUCGAUGCUGGAACAAGGCACUCAGAACGGGAGCGACUUUGACCACGAUGAAGGUGAGAGCAGUGCGGAGUCCAACAUAGGUGCCAUAGACGACCAGGAAUUCGAGCCACUCAACAGCGAUUCCGACUUUGAGCUCAUGGCCCACGAACUCGUGGUGGAUGCCCACACCCCGGAUCCCGUGUGCAACUCCAGCCACUUUUCUCAAGAGAAGGCGGAGCAACCCAAGAUCGAUGACGGAGUAAACGCUGGAGUCCGAGGUCCAGUUCGUGAAUCAGACGAAGAUGGACGAUCGUGGACGGGGAAGGGCCAGGACGUGCGUCAUUCCGGUUCCCUUUCUUCGUGGCCUUCAGUCGGAGUCGUCGAAGAGCACCAGUUCGAAGUUGAAAGGUCACAGUCUCCCUCACCCGGCGUGGAAGAGACCAAGUCCCCGAGGAGGCGAACGGCUGGCGGUCGAGCUGUAUCUCCCCUCGAAAUAUUGUCCAUUCCAAAGCUGCAACAUAUUGACGGGAAGUUUCUUGGUCCCUCUCUUUUUGACUUUGGCGACCAAUUGGAACAGUCAGACGAGGAAGAGCAAAGCAUUGGAAGCCUGUAG
Messenger RNA from Coprinopsis cinerea okayama7#130, 1101 nucleotides. RefSeq lists its product as hypothetical. The coding region runs from base 1 to 1101 and encodes 366 amino acids. The record is from RefSeq and is a predicted model, not a curated record. NCBI's taxonomy places the organism in Eukaryota, Fungi, Basidiomycota, Agaricomycetes, Agaricales, Psathyrellaceae. The transcript has a single exon.